This is a messenger RNA of Sipha flava (yellow sugarcane aphid), 1710 nucleotides long. RefSeq names its product zinc finger CCHC domain-containing protein 7-like. Bases 272 to 1699 code for a protein of 475 amino acids. The record is from RefSeq and is a predicted model, not a curated record. Gene Ontology annotation, molecular function: nucleic acid binding; zinc ion binding. The transcript has 4 exons. Lineage: Eukaryota; Metazoa; Arthropoda; Insecta; Hemiptera; Aphididae.
UAUCAAGACAAAAACAUUGAAAUCACAACAUCGUCAUUUGCGAUGUUGCAGUCUAGUUUACGGUUCCGAUGUGAUUGUGUUUAUUUUUUUAAUUUUCAUUCAUAAUGUGUGAAAAUAAUUAACUUUUACGAUUCGUUUUGAACCGUAAAAUAGACGCAGAUUUUGUACAGUCAGAUAUGGUUUCACGUUCAGUUUUCGAUAUCGUUUAGUAUCUUUUGAUGUUUUUAUUAAGAUCAAUUACUUUCAUUUAGUGUAGAAAAAACAAUGGAAAAUGGAAACAGAUUUUUUUGAUAUGUCUAGUGAUUGCUCAAGCGAAUUAUCAGAAACGCAGUCGGAACUUGAGUCUCGUAUUUACAGUUUAACCCAUCACAAUGAUUUUUCAGGUACAUCUGAAUUGCCAUGUAUAGAUCCAAGAUAUGGUGUAGAAUUUAAUUCUAACGGUGAAGCAAUUGUAUUUUUGAAAGAUCCAGCUGAUAAAGCAAUCAAUUGUCCAAUUGAACUGCCUGAGGUAUGUAAUAAUAGAAUUAUACCAACUAUAACUUUGGACGAUAGUGAUGACGCAUUAGAGAUUUCAAAUGAUACCCCUAGAGUUAUUGAUAAUGAGUAUGCUGAAACAAGUUUGAAAAAAAAAAGGAAGAAAAAAAAGAAAAAUCUAAGUAAUGAAAGCAUUGAAGAAUAUAUUAACAUUGUUAAGACAACUAAUGCUUUAAAAGAGUACAAAGAAAAAAGUGGGUUCAAUAAGAUGAACUCAAGAAGUAAAAAAGCUGAUAAUGUUUCUUUGAAUGUAGCAUUUCCUCACGAAACAGCAAUGCCAUUACCUCCUGAUGAAGUUUUGAAACAGUAUCGUAUAGGAAAACCAACUAAAAGUAGUUUAUGGUACAGAUGUCCUAAAACAUGGACACCUGAUAUGAUUAAAUUUUAUACUAGAAUUCAAAAGUCAAAACGUAAUUUUGAUUGUAGCGAAGAAUUAAAAAAAAUUAGGGAUACAUACGGUUCAAGUCCUGUUGACUGGAUUUUAAAUCCCAUGGAUUUGUAUAAAUCUAAUUCAUAUACUAAUAAAGUUAGAUGUUAUUCAUGUAGACAAUACGGUCAUACUGCGUAUAAUUGCGAAGAACAAUAUAAACCUGACAUUUGUAUAAUGUGUGGAGCUGAAGGACAUAAUAUUCAUAGUUGCAAUAAAAAAAUAUGUUUUUCGUGUGGAACUUGGCAAAAAAAAUUCAUUGAAAGUUGUAGUACUUGUUUAUCAAUGAGCCAAGUAAAAUGUAAUGUGUGCAAUACACUUGGUCAUGAAUCAAACUAUUGUACAGAAUCCUGGCGUCAAUUUCAUAAUACUAUUUCUACUGAACCGGAAUUUGAAAGUGAUGAAUUCACUCAAUCUACUUCUAAAUCAAUUGUUGAUGCAAGGCAAUCUACUUCAAGGCAAUCCGAAAAUUCUUCAUUAUUAUCUACUCCCAAUGUUAUAAAGAUAAGUAAUUUAAGUCCAAAAACUGAUGAAUCUGGUAGAUCAUCUAAAAGAACAAAAAGAUUAAAACGGUUACGAUCAAAAAAAAAACGUUUAAAAACUAAAAAUCAAAAUAAUUCCACAAUUUCUCCCAAUGAAUCCAUAAAUAUUGAUGUUAAUAUUCAAGAUGUUACCUUGAAACGUACCUUGACAAAGAAAAAUUUUUUUAAGAAAAAGAAAUUAAAGGUUAAUAGUUAAUUAUAUAAAUU